This is a messenger RNA of Diaporthe batatas, 1377 nucleotides long. RefSeq lists its product as uncharacterized. Lineage: Eukaryota; Fungi; Ascomycota; Sordariomycetes; Diaporthales; Diaporthaceae. The transcript is spliced from 3 exons. The record is from RefSeq and is a predicted model, not a curated record. Bases 1 to 1377 code for a protein of 458 amino acids.
AUGCCUGACCUGCCGGGCUGGUUGAGAGUGUGGUAUAGGAGGCCGGGAUGGAGGGAUAUCCGUGAUUACACCCGCAAGCUCAACGACGAGGACAUCCGGCCGAAUCGAAUACGGACCCCGAGCUUGGACAGCCGUCCCUCGACCGCGAUACCAAGCCGGCUUGGCUUGGACAGAGUCCUGGAGAACAAGACAUGCAGUCCCAUGUCUCUUCAUGACUUCUACCUAUACCUCAAACACGUUGAGCACUCCUCAGAGAACCUCGAGUUCUACCUGUGGUUCCAGAAUUAUGAGGCAAACUACCCCAAAUCGAAGGAGGCGCGUGUAGCCGCGGGUCCCCUCAAGGACCUGCCUGCGUUGCCAAACGAGGCCGAUGCAUUGUCGGGGACAACGUACUCGGCACAGUCCAGUGUCGCUGAGAUUGUCGCAGCGAAGCAAUCGAUCAGUUCCUUGUCUGAGAGUAUAGUGAAUGCCGAAGCACCAUGUGCCCGAGCAGUAGCCCAGCCAGAGCCAGGAAAGUGGACGGACAGGAUAUUCCGAUGGUCACCGAUCCCGCGACGGCAACGCCUGGGCAGCCGGGACGUCUGCCGCGACGGGGCCUGCGCGUUCGACGUCGACGAGGAGAAGGGAAACUCAGCCAUGCCCCUGCCCCUCCUCAGCAAAGCCACCAGGGCGCCGUCGACCGAGAACCGGGCCGAGCUCGACGCCGCCAUCGCAACGUACCUGCUCCCGGGCGCGGAGAAGGAGCUCAACAUAUCCUCAGUACUCCGCCACCGGGUACUCAACAACCUGCAGAGCUCGUCGGAUCCCCGCUACAUCAAGCCCGUGGCCGACCACAUUUACGAGGUGAUGAAGAACUGCUCGCACCGGAAUUUCGUCAGCCUCGGCGUGUCAACGGGCACGUACGAGACCAUCUGCGUUGGAAACGUCAUCGGCAUAAUGAACCUCCUGGCCGGCUUCCUCCUCGUGCUGCUGCGUGGCCUGUACCCGCACAUUGGCUCGCACACCCGGUGGGAGGUAUUUUACUCGUUCCCGCUGUGGGCCAUGGGCACGGCGUUGAUACUCGUCGGGACGCAGGGCAUGUGCUUCAUCCUCUUGUCCAUGUCGCGGCGGCAGGCGCUGCCGUGGGAGCGGUUUGAUGACGACGGAAACCCAAAGAGGACCGAGCAGCCUCAGGACGGGGCCAAGGGGUGGUGGAGACGAUACAAGACAUUUAUGAACCGGACGAUGGCUCACGACAAAAACUUCAAGGUGGAGGACAAGAUCCUGCGAAGGCUGCAGAGAGUAAUCCUUAUUCAGUGCUGGUCUGGCGGCCUGGGAGCCGCGUUCUGCGGUGUACUGCUCUUCAUAUUCCUGCCGAUCUGGAAGGAGACGGUUUGA